AUGGCAAUUAAGUUGCUUUGUGAUUGUCUUCUGGCAGUUGCCCUUCUUGGCUGUCUGGUUGAAGCUCAAUAUUUUAAGAAGCCUAAGGACCCUCAAUACCCUCAAACCCCUCCAAACCCUCAAUACCCUCAAGCCCCUCCGAAACCUCAAUACCCUCAAACCCCUAAGGACCCUCAAUACCCUCAAACCCCUCCAAACCCUCAAUACCCUCAAGCCCCUCCGAAACCUCAAUACCCUCAAACCCCUCCGAACCCUCAAUACCCUCAAGCCCCUCCGAAACCUCAAUACCCUCAAGCCCCUCCGAAACCUCAAUACCCUCAAACCCCUAAGGACCCCUACGUGGCUGCAGAAACAUUUCACACUUGUGAUGCGUAUAACCAACACAAGGUAUUGUGUGGAGGUCCUGCCAUCACUAAUUCAGAAUGUGAAGCUAUAAACUGCUGCUUUGAUGGACGCACAUGCUAUUAUGGCAAAUCUGUGACUCUUCAGUGCACCAAGGAUGCCCAAUUCAUCGUGGUGGUGGCCAGAGACGCCACCCUACCCAACAUUGAUUUGGAGACAAUUACUUUCAAUAGCGAUGACGAAGGCUGCAGACCUGUUGGUGUCACUUCAGGUUUUGCCAUCUACCAGUUCCUUGUCACUAAUUGUGGCACUGUUUUGACUGAGGAGCCUGGGGUUAUAAUCUACGAGAACAAGAUGUCCUCCUUUUAUGAAGUCGCUAUUGGACCCAACGGAGCCAUCACCAGGGACAGCCACUAUCAGUUGAUUGUCCAGUGUAGAUAUAGUGGCACCUCAGUUGAGGCUCUGGUCAUUGAGGUUGGACUGCUUCCUCCACCAUUGCCAGUUGCAGCUCUUGGACCUCUGCGCGUGGAGCUAAGGCUGGCCAAUGGAGCGUGUUUGGCGAAGGGUUGUUCGGAAGAGGAAGUGGCCUACAACUCCUUUUACGUGGAUUCUGACUACCCCGUCACAAAGGUGCUCAGGGACCCUGUAUACGUAGAAAUCCGAAUACUGGAGAGGACUGAUCCUAGCAUUUUCUUGACUCUUGGAAGAUGCUGGGCAACUGCAGACCCCUACCCUCAUAGUCGUCCCCAGUGGGACUUGCUGAUUGAAGGCUGCCCAUACCAAGCUGACCACUACCAGACCUCCCUAGUCCCUGUGGAUAUCUCCUCAGGACUCUUGUACCCAUCUCACCACAGGCGUUUUAUUUUCAAGAUGUUCACGUUUGUAGGUUAUGAAGGUGCCAGUCCUGCGAAGGGAAAGACUGCCGAUCCACAUGUUUGGAUUCCUCUCACGGAAAAGGUGUAUAUACACUGCGAAACAGCUGUGUGCCAACCCGAUCAUGGAAAUAAUUGUGAACCUAGGUGCUACAGAAAAAGGAGAGACGUUAUUGCUUCUGUCCAGAGAGGCUUCAGAGAUGAGACCACUGUGGUUAGCAGUAAGGAGCUUAUCAUCACGGAACCAAGUCGGAGUAUUCAGUAA
Cottoperca gobio is the source of this 1479-nucleotide messenger RNA. Its product is annotated as zona pellucida sperm-binding protein 4-like. Gene Ontology annotation, biological process: binding of sperm to zona pellucida; prevention of polyspermy. The record is from RefSeq and is a predicted model, not a curated record. Gene Ontology annotation, molecular function: structural constituent of egg coat; acrosin binding. NCBI's taxonomy places the organism in Eukaryota, Metazoa, Chordata, Actinopteri, Perciformes, Bovichtidae. Gene Ontology annotation, cellular component: egg coat. The coding region runs from base 1 to 1479 and encodes 492 amino acids. The transcript is spliced from 9 exons.